AAGAGAAAAAAAAAUUCUAAAUUUUCGGUCCCCCACCCAGGCAGCCCCGUCUUUGUUGGGUUCUUCCUCUCCAUACAGUCCGUCACUCGCUACUGCAAGUCCCAGUUAGACGUUGGGCAUCAAAUAUCGGAGGGCUUGUUGUUGCUUUCCAAUCCUAAUCCUAAAGAAGGGAUCCGACUUGUGAGAGUGCGAGUGUUAGAAUGACAAGUCAGCUGCGGCGUAGUUUGCUGCAGGCGAUGAAACAAAUUAAGCAACUGCCACCAGCCUUUCCUCACCCUCUUCCAUUUCUUCGUUCUUACUCAACAGAGUUGCAACCUCAGUUAUCGCCAAAGCUUGUUAAGAUCAUGGAGCAAAGGCUAUCGCUUAUCGAACAAAGGAAUGCUUGUCUCCUCAGUAUCAUAAACCAGCCGGAUGCCACGGCAGAAGAGUAUGCAAGGGCGAAUAAGGAGCUUCGCAAAAUUAGCUCAUCCAUGGACCUUAUAAAUCAGUUAAGAGCCAUACACAAGGAGAUUGAUGGGUUGAGGUCACUCAUGGCUGAAUCUGCUCAAGAUAAAGACAUGCUUGAUAUGGUGACCACUGAGUUGGAUCAGGCCAUCAACGAAGAGAAAAGACUGCACAACCUGUUGCUCAAGACUCUGCUCCCCAAGGAUGAUGCCGAUGAGAGGGAUUGCAUAUUGGAGGUUAGAGCAGGAACUGGUGGGGAGGAGGCUUCUUUGUUUGCAAUGGACAUAUUUAAAAUGUAUGAGAGAUUCUCUCACAAUAAAGGCUGGAUGUUUGAAGUGUUGGAUAUUACCGAGUCUGAUCUUAAAGGAUAUAAGGAAGCAAGUGCGGCAAUCUCAGGGGCUGAUGUUUAUGGGAAACUUAAAUUUGAGAGUGGUAUUCACAGAGUACAGCGAGUUCCCGUGACAGAGAAGUCUGGACGCAUUCAUACUAGUGCUGUUUCUGUUGCUAUCCUCCCCCAAGCUGAUCAGGUAGAUGUCCACCUGAGGAACGAAGAUUUGAAAAUUGAUACCUAUAGAUCUGGUGGUUCUGGGGGUCAGCAUGCAAAUACUACAAACAGUGCGGUUAGAAUAACUCAUAUUCCAACUGGGAUGACCAUAGCCAUACAAGAUGAACGAUCCCAACAUAUGAACAAGGCCAAGGCACUUAAAGUACUGUGUGCAAAGCUAUAUGAGAUGGAAAGGUCUAGACUACAGAACAAUCGGUCAAAACUUCGAUUAGAGCAGAUUGGUAGUGGGGAUCGAUCUGAACGCAUUCGUACAUACAACUUUCCUCAAGGUCGUGUAACUGAUCAUCGUGUUGGCAUUACUCAUCAUGCAAUAAGUGAUGUGAUGCAGGGAGAGAAUCUGGAUGUGUUUGUUGAUGCACUUCUUUUGCAGCAGGAAAUGGAUGCAAUCGCAUCUUUCAGUUCUUCCCAAUGAAACCUGACAACUAGUAGCGCAUGGGUUUUUUGCCAACCACUUGACAAUUGGUUUUAGCAUCCUAUGCAGCCUCUUUUAGAGUUCAGGGAUCUAAUUAUCUUCUUGAUUUAAUACCAUAAAUUGGUUGAUAUUUUAAAUUUUCUUUUCCUUUUA
Messenger RNA from Rosa rugosa (rugosa rose), 1574 nucleotides. RefSeq names its product peptide chain release factor 1, mitochondrial. NCBI's taxonomy places the organism in Eukaryota, Viridiplantae, Streptophyta, Magnoliopsida, Rosales, Rosaceae. Bases 201 to 1421 code for a protein of 406 amino acids. Gene Ontology annotation, biological process: translational termination. Gene Ontology annotation, molecular function: translation release factor activity, codon specific. The record is from RefSeq and is a predicted model, not a curated record. The transcript has 12 exons.